GGCGAGCCGGCGCAGGCCCAGGGUAUCUGUGUAAAAUUUGUAAAAGAAUACCAAUUCUGCAUUCUCUCCCUGUAAUUUGAAGAAGAAUGUCUAUUUUUAACUCAGGAUUGAGUGUCCAGAAACAUGUAUCAAGAAAGUGAGCAUGGGAAAUGGACCAUAUCUAGCAGUGAUGAAAGUAUGGAAGAAAAUGCUGACGCUGAGAAGCCGUCUACAUCUUCAUUGUCUCGUAGUGGACAUGGUAAAACAAGUGGACCACAGUAUCCAUGUUCAGAAGCCAGAAAUGUUGCUCAUAAGAGAAAAGUCUCCCCUACGAAAUGUACUGAUAAAAGUAUUUCUACGGAGAUUUCACCAGCAAAAAAACAGAGAACUUCCCAAGAGGGUUUAGGCUGGUGCCUUUCAAGUAGUGAUGAGGAUCCUGAAUCUGAAAAUCAGCCAAAAUAUUCACAAAAAGUAGUCAAAGAGGAGGAACCACAAAUCAUUGUACCUGAAAAGCAGUUUCUACGUAGAUGUGAAGAUAAUGAGCUCUCAGUGAGCCAAAAACCAGAAGAACAUUAUAAUGUAGCAAGUAAAGGCCAGGACACUUGGGAUUUAUUGAAUGAAGGGAACCCUUUCAGAUUCUUUGUCACUAAAGUCAGAGGUAUUAAGUCUAAGUACAAUUCUGGAGCACUUCACAUAAAAGAUAUUUUGUCUCCUCUUUUUGGGACUCUUGUAUCUUCUGCUCAAUUUAACUAUUGUAUAGAUGUGAAAUGGCUCAUAAGACAGUAUCCACCAGAAUUCAGGAAAAAACCAUUAUUAAUAGUACACGGUGAAAAGCGAGAAUCCAAGGCUGAGCUGCAUGCGCAGGCACACCAAUAUGAAAAUGUUCGCCUUUGCCAGGCAAAGCUGGACAUUGCGUUUGGAACCCACCACACGAAAAUGAUGUUGUUAUUAUAUGAAGAAGGUCUUCGAGUGGUGAUACAUACAUCAAAUCUUAUUGAUGAUGAUUGGGACCAGAAAACUCAGGGAAUAUGGCUAAGCCCCCUAUAUUCACGGCUACCACAUGGGACUACUGGUUCUGCUGGUGAAUCUUUAACCAAUUUUAAGUCUGACCUAAUAAAUUAUUUGAUGUCUUAUAAUUCCCCUACUCUCAAGGAAUGGGCUGACAUCAUCCAAGAGCAUGAUCUUUCAGAGACUAGAGUAUAUCUGCUUGGAUCCACACCAGGACGAUACCAAGGCAACCAAAAAGAAAAAUGGGGUCAUCUUAGGCUUAGAAAGCUUUUGAAAGAGUAUACAUCACAAAUUCCAGCACAAGAAUCUUGGCCAGUGAUAGGACAGUUUUCAAGUAUUGGAUCAAUGGGAGCGGACCAGUCCAAGUGGUUGUGUUCAGAAUUUCAAGAAAGCCUGGUUACUUUAGGCAGUAACACGAAGACUCUAGCAAAACCUGAUGUUCCUAUUCAUUUGAUUUACCCUACUGUGGACAAUGUGAGGCAAAGUUUGGAAGGCUAUCCUGCUGGUGGCUCUCUUCCAUACAGUAUACAAACUGCACAGAAGCAACUUUGGCUGCACUCUUAUUUCCACAAAUGGUCAGCAGAAGCCUCAGGCCGCAGUCAUGCUAUGCCACACAUUAAGACUUACAUGAGGCCAUCUCCUGACUUCCAGAAGAUUGCAUGGUUUUUAGUCACAAGUGCCAAUCUUUCUAAAGCUGCUUGGGGAGCUCUGGAGAAAAACGGUACCCAAUUGAUGAUUCGUUCAUAUGAGCUUGGAGUCCUUUUCCUGCCAUCAGCAUUUGGAUUGGAUACAGGUUACUUCCAUGUGAAGACGAAAAUGUUUUCAGGAAGUAAUGAGCCUAUGACAUCUUUUCCUGUGCCUUAUGAUCUGCCCCCAGAACAGUAUGGAAGCAAAGAUCGCCCAUGGAUUUGGAAUAUUCCUUAUACCAAAGCACCUGAUACACAUGGAAACAUGUGGGUUCCAUCAUAAAAGCUUCAAACCUACUGUGGGAUAUCAGGAUUUGACACUGAACCUAUUACCAUAGCUGUGAAACUAAUUGUUUCUGAUUUUAAGAUGUGGCAUUUCACUGAGUAACUAACGUCUUACGUCAUAUGUCAAUAACAUUGAAGUAUUAUUUGGGGGAGGAGAGGAAGGAUGAAUCCUGGGAGAAUAUGUAGCCAUAUAGAUCUUUAUGGACUUCCUAAACAUUUAAAACUGUAAUUUUAAAAUACCAUUUUAUAUAUUCCUAGUGUAGUAGCCAUUGCAUUUUGGAACAUAUUAAAAUGACAAUAUAAGCUAUGAUCAGAGGUUUCUACUGUUCUUAGCCAGAAUAUAUUCAAAUGUGUUCGUAUUCUUUUUGGACUGUUUUGGGGCCCCUCUUGAUCAUAGUAAGAGAUGUGUAUGUAUAUUUGAACUUAGAAAAUGAAUAAAAGGAAAUUUUGUUACAUUUUUCAUCAACAUGUUACCAGCCCUUUGCUUUCACCUCUUUGAUAAUUAUUGUCCUCUCUUGUGAGAGCUUAACAGAGUUGGAUUCAUUUCCUCCCCAUUUCUUCUCUGAAGUCCAAAUCCUAUAUAAAAGCAAGUAGCUGGAUUUGAGUGCUAUGAGGCCACAUGCAACACAGCUGUUCUCCAGUCUGAAGCCCAACAGUACAGUGCAGUUCUUCCUGAAUAAGCUCCAUCAGAUGCCAACCAAAUCUUUCAGGAUAGCUGUUUCAGUGCUGCCAUUUAGACAUUGAGGUCCCUUUUGGAGGAGAAAGUUGCAGAGUGAACAGGGGAAUUAAAGCUACUUUUAAUAGCAAUAAUGUAAUGUUCCCUUUUCUGCAGAUCCAAAAGAGAAGUUUCUAUAUAAGCCCUCCCCCCCAUGUUCAAGCCCUGUUUUAAUACAUAAAAUUAUGCAGGAAAAACAUCCACUUAAUGAAAACAAACAAAAAUUAAACAGAAAAUCAAUCAAGUACCAAGUGGACAACCCUAUAAACUGUUAUUCCUGUCUUUCUUGCCCUUCCUAUUGUCUUGUUUCUUUUUCAUUAUUCUCAAUGUCAUUCUGAGAUGUGUUACUAAUAGUGUUGUAAGAAAGACACAAGAAGUAAUUCUUCCUCUCUACGCUGC
Pelodiscus sinensis (Chinese soft-shelled turtle) is the source of this 3072-nucleotide messenger RNA. Lineage: Eukaryota; Metazoa; Chordata; Testudines; Trionychidae. The record is from RefSeq and is a predicted model, not a curated record.